Molecule: messenger RNA, 5084 nt
Organism: Synchiropus splendidus (mandarinfish)
Lineage: Eukaryota; Metazoa; Chordata; Actinopteri; Syngnathiformes; Callionymidae
Gene: adamtsl3
Product: ADAMTS-like 3
Exons: 26
Coding region: 182-4528 (1448 amino acids)
Biological process (GO): extracellular matrix organization
Cellular component (GO): extracellular matrix
Molecular function (GO): metalloendopeptidase activity
Source: RefSeq, a predicted model, not a curated record
UGUGUUCAGAGGAACUAAAAAUGUGGACGCGGACGAAGAGCGACGCCUCAGGCCGAGCUGAGCCUCCUCUGAAUCGGUAAAGCAGACGCGGAGAGACCGGGGACGAGAGCGGUGCCACCCGGACGCCCAGGCGGACUGAGGCAGGAGCCACCACCGGAUCGUCCCAUCAAGUCAGGCGGAGAUGAGAGUGCGCAGCGGGGGCGCGGCGGGUCUCCUUCUGCUGGCCGCUUGCGUGAAGAUUGUCGUAAGGGGCGACGAUGGGGACGCUGUAUUCAUCAGAGAGUUCACUCUGAUCCGAAGAGACCACCUGUCUGAGGAGCUGCAACAUGACGACGGACAGAAAACUGAAGAUCAGAACUCACGGUCGACCAGAUCGGAAGAAGAUCGCGAGACACUUUGGGAUGCUUGGGGAUCCUGGAGCGAGUGUUCACGUACAUGCGGGGGAGGAGCCUCGUACUCACUGAGGAGGUGUUUGAGCUCCAGGAGCUGCAAUGGACAGAACAUAAAAUACCGAACCUGCAGUAAUGUGGACUGUCCUGAUGGUUCUGAAGACUUCAGGUCUCAGCAGUGUCUCGCCCAUGCAGACGUGCGUCACCAAGGGCGCUACCAUGAAUGGCUCCCGGUCUACAACGACCCUCAGAACCCUUGUAGCCUCAAGUGCAAGGCAAAGGACAUGGACCUGGUCGUAGAGCUGGCUCCGAAAGUUUUGGAUGGGACACGCUGUUACACCGAGUCUCUGGACAUGUGCAUCAGUGGAGUGUGUCAGAUUGUGGGAUGUGAUCACGAGUUGGGAAGUCCAGCUAAAGAAGACAACUGCGGAGUUUGUAACGGAGAUGGAGCUUCAUGCCGGCUUGUGAGAGGAAACUACAAACUCCAGCAUGCAUUAGGAACAAAUGAAGUGGUCAUGGUGCCUUACAUGAGUCGUCACAUCCGCUUGGUUCUGAAAGGUCCAGAUCACUUGUCUCUGGAAAGCAAAACACUUGAUGGUGUAAAAGAUCUGCUGGCUCUGGAUCACUCUGGUCAGUACCAUCUGGAGAACACAACUGUGGAUUUCCAAAAGCUUCCAGAUAAACAAGUUGUGAGGAUAAAUGGUCCGCUGGCCGCUGACUUCACUGUGAAGGCCCAGCCUGUUGGGGUGACAGAAAGUGCCAUCCAGUACAUCUUCUACCAGCCCAUCCCCCACCGCUGGAGACAGACGGACUUCUUCCCUUGCUCUGCCACUUGUGGUGGAGGAUACCAGCUGACCUCUGCUGAGUGCGUCGACUUCCGGAGCAGACGGGUGGUGCUGGACCAGUUUUGCCAUUAUCACCCCGAAAACAUCAAACCCAAGCCUAAAUUGCAGGAAUGCAACCUGGACCCUUGCCCUGCCCGAGAUGGCUACAAACAGAUCAUGCCCUAUGACCUCUACCACCCGCUGCCCAGGUGGGAGAGUGGACCAUGGACCUCCUGCUCUGCCUCAUGUGGCGGUGGUGUCCAGAGUCGCUCAGUGUCCUGCGUCGAAGAGGAUGUCCAGGGGAACAUCAUCCCAGCAGAUGAGUGGAAGUGUCUCUACGCCACGAAGACGCCCAUCAUGCAGCCCUGCAACAGCUUCACCUGCCCGCACUGGCAGGCCCAGGAGUGGUCACCGUGCACGGUCAGCUGUGGUCAGGGUCUCCGCUACAGGGUGGUCUUGUGCCUGGACCACCGGGGGCUUCAUGCUGGAGGCUGCAACCCAACUACCAAACCUCACAUUAAGGAGGAGUGUGUCGUAACCACACCCUGCUACAAGUCCAGAGAAAUCCCACCUGAACAAAAAAUUCCUGCGUGGAACAAGCAAGCCAUGGAACUGGAGGAGAGGGAGGAGCCUACCUGGAUUGCUGGUCAGUGGGAGCCCUGUAGUAAGACCUGUGGCACAGGCGUACAGCAGCGCACAGUCAGCUGCCAGGUGCUGCUGUCCUUCUCUCAGGCUUUGGUCGACGUCCCGGAAGAUGAGUGCGAGGGGGUCCAACCUGUCAGCACCCGCCCUUGCUACCAGAACUCCUGCCCGAAGAAUUCAAGCCUACAACCUGUUGUAGAGGGGGAAGAUCAUGACCAGGUAGCGGAAGAAGAGGCUGAGACGCAUCUAGCCAGGGAGCAGGUGCACGAAUGGGAAUACAAUGGCUUCAAAGAGUGCUCUCAGACUUGUGGAGGAGGUGUCCAGCAGUCUGUUAUCAUCUGUGUGAACCAGCAGACAGAGGAAGAGGUCCCCCACACCCACUGUUUGAUGUCCCAUCGCCCCCCUUCGCUGGUCCAGAAUUGCAGUACCCAACCCUGCCCACCCAGGUGGGUGACAGGGUCAUGGACCUCCUGCUCAGCUUCCUGUGGAAUAGGUCUGAUGAGCCGUUCAGUUGUUUGCUCUAGAAAGGACAUCCCCAUUGAGGUUCUGGCUGAGGAAGCCUGUGCAGGUCCAAAGCCAGUGCCAGUCCAAGUCUGCAACCGCUUGGACUGCCCACCAGGCUGGGAGGUUGGUGACUGGCAGCAGUGUUCGCAAAGCUGCGGUGGUGGGGUUCAGUUGAGACAGGUUGUUUGUAGACAGAGACUCGCAGAUGGACGUGUACUAGAUCAGACAGGUUCCUUGUGCACUUCCAAGAGACCAGCCAACCACCAGACCUGCUCCAACCAGGAAUGUCCGGCAGAGUGGCUCAGCUCUGACUGGACCAAGUGUUCAGUGACAUGUGGAGCUGGGACUCAGAGGCGUCAGGUCACCUGCCAGAGACUAGGAGAUGCUGGAAGCCUCAAGGUAUUGGAUCCAAAAGAUUGUUCCACCGUGGUUCGACCAACCAGUGUAAGGCCAUGUUCCCAAAGACCAUGUAAUGAUUUAAUGGAGCGCACACCCUCCAUCCUGGGACAGAGAAAACUCUUCAUUCAACUGCUGAAGGUCAAAAAGGUUCAUUUAGUCAUAGGAGGCUUUGGCUACCUGCUCCCAUCCACCACUGUGGUGCUUCGGUGUCCCACCCGCCACUUCCUGAGGAGCCGUGUUCGCUGGCUGAAGGACGGAAAGCCUCUACUGAGCCGUCCACACUUGUACAUCACUUCAAUGGGAAACGUGAAGAUUCAUCAGGUCCGUGCUUCUGACAGCGGAGUGUACACAUGUGUGGCAGGUGCAGCACAGGAACAUUUGGUCAUUCAGAUCACUGGAAACAAGCGGAAACUCUCAUUACCAAAGAUGAAAGCAGGAGGCGAUAUGAAGGUGGGACCUUCUCGUAGCUCUUUGUUAGAGCAGAUCACCUCCCUCCACCAGUAUGACCAUAUUGCAGAUCUUCUGAGGCACAAACAUGAAGUGUCAGACAUCGCCCUAAAGUCCCAGUUCAGCAGAAGGAACAAGUCUUCUCCCUCAGUCUUCAUUGUAGACACAGCCCGGCUGGAUGAGUUGGUACAGAAGCUCUCUGGAGGGCCACAGGGAUGGCAGUUACUUCAAAGUGACACCCAGAAGUCAGCCCUGACAGCGCCAGAAAUUUCUGAAUCACCCACUCUACCUCCAGACCUUCAGACUACAAGGUCUCACGGCUCAUUGGUAGUGUCACCUGGGAGUGGAAGGAACUCAUCGGAGUUGAUUGUUCAUGUUGGGGGUCCAGUGGUGCUCCGCAAGCCAGUAGCUAGUUUGGAGAUAAGGUGUGAGUCGCUGGGAGACGUGGAGACGUCCGUUUCCUGGACAAAGAAUGGGAGAGCGCUGAUACAAACUGGCAGAGUGGAGGUGCUUAAGACUGGAGCUCUGAGGAUCCAGACCCCCUCCCAGUCGGACGAGGGUCUGUACACCUGCACCACCAGGAGUCUGUCUGGAUCAGCGUCUCUGACCUCUGUGCUGCAGGUGUCAGGAGAAAGGUGUGAUGCAGAGAGUUGCCACGCAAAACCAUCAGGGAAAUGUGUGGUACAACACUGCCCCUUCAGGUGGCAUGCAGAGGCCUGGACUCCGUGCUCAGCCAGUUGUGGGGAUGGCCUUCAGACCAGAAGUGUUCGAUGCCUGAAGGACUCUGACUUGUCUGAGGUGAAACAGCAUCACUGCUCCAGCUCGGGAAAGAAACCCCCAAGUACACAGAGCUGUUUCCUGACGCCAUGUUUCAGAUGGGUGGUGACCCGAUGGGGCCCGUGUCGAGGUACAUGUUCUCCACGUCGGCAUGUAUACUGUCAGCAUGCAAAUGGAACCCGUGUUUCCUCCAGGAUGUGUGUCGGACCUACUAGACUCCAUUCUGUGGACAAUUGUUCCUCGGACGCCUGCUCUCCAUCAUGGCAGGUGGGACCGUGGACUCAAUGCACUGCUUCUUGUGGCCGUCAUGGUUUCCAGUCUCGCCAGGUGACCUGUGUGGACCAGGGGACGGGGAAGGUGAUGCCUGACCUACAGUGCUUAUUUAAGCUCCGCCCUCAUAGCUGGCAACGCUGCAACGUCCAGUCUUGUGGUCAAGCAGGAAAAUGUCAGGACAGCACCCGCUAUUGUGAGAAAGUCCAGCAGCUGGACCUUUGCUCGCUGCCCCAGUUUCAGACUCGCUGCUGUCAGUCCUGCCACAACACAUGAGGAGACCAUGACAAAGACCGUCUUCAGUCUGAAUAAAGAUCCUGGACGUUCUUUAGAAUCUAAAGGUGUCCGAGAAUUUGGAUCACCUUCAGUCUUUUGUUUUGUUCCAAGACAAUAUUGAUACUGACUCUGAAAAAACACCUGAUCUCAUCAAAGAAGAGAGAGGUUACUUUAAAUCCCGAAAACAUCUGGAGGUUUUAUCUGAGGUUGUGCAAUGUGGUUGGAACCCAGAGAAACUGUUGCACAUGUUUAUAAUUAGAUUAAAUUAAUGUUAUUAAUGGUUGUUUGAUCAUCGUAGCGGCAAACAUCUGGACUUACUCUAGAGAACAGUUGACAUGAUUUGGAUGUUUGUGUUGCACUAAGCGACAACUUUUGCACUCUGCUCUCGUCCAAGUGUUUUAUUUAUAUAGUUCAGAUUAUCAGGAAACCUGUUUGUUUCUUCAACCACUUUGUGAUGUUUCCAACUCCAACAAACCAUCACAAACAUGCCUUUCAGUUUGUAGAUAUUUGUUUUUAUUUAUUUGUAUGUCUUUGUACAUGUGACGGUUCUACCUGC